AGAGCGAGGCUGAACGCCUGACGUCAAGGCGACACCGCCAAACCUCGCCCAGAGUCAGGCGUGUAAACCAGCCGGAGCGGCGGCGGCGGCGGCGGCAGCAGCAGCAGCAGCAGCGGUAGCGGCAAGACCGCCGUGGCGCCGGGAGCAGCGACCCGGAGGGAGCGUGAGGCGACGCUGGCUGCGGGCACCCGGUGACAGCGCGAGAGGUUCGCAGAGUACUAGCUUUUACAAGUUUGCACCAUGCGUGAGUAUAAGCUAGUCGUUCUUGGCUCGGGAGGCGUUGGAAAAUCUGCUCUGACUGUACAGUUUGUUCAAGGAAUUUUUGUUGAAAAAUAUGAUCCUACGAUAGAAGAUUCUUAUAGAAAGCAAGUUGAAGUAGAUGCACAGCAGUGUAUGCUUGAAAUCCUGGAUACUGCAGGAACGGAACAAUUCACAGCAAUGAGGGAUUUGUACAUGAAAAAUGGACAAGGCUUUGCAUUAGUUUAUUCCAUCACAGCACAGUCCACAUUUAAUGAUUUACAAGAUCUGAGAGAACAGAUUCUUCGAGUUAAAGACACGGAUGAUGUUCCAAUGAUUCUGGUUGGUAAUAAGUGUGACUUGGAAGAUGAAAGAGUUGUAGGAAAGGAACAAGGUCAAAAUCUAGCAAGACAGUGGAACAACUGUGCAUUCUUAGAAUCCUCUGCAAAAUCAAAAAUAAAUGUUAAUGAGAUCUUUUAUGACCUAGUGCGACAAAUUAACAGAAAAACUCCAGUGCCUGGGAAGGCCCGCAAAAAGUCGUCAUGUCAGCUGCUUUAAUAUACUAAAUGCAUUGUAGCUCUGAGCCAGGUCUGAAGAACUGUUGCCCAAUUCAACAGUGCCAGCAUUCCAACUUUGUUAAACCUACCAACAUCUUAAAUGGACUUUCUGUGGUGGUACCCUUUAAGAGGCGGAUGAAAACUACUACAUCAGUUUGCACAUUCUAAUCACUUUCCAGUAUCACAGAGAGAUUUUUACUUAUAUAAUAGUCCUAGAGUAUGCAGCUGGUAAAACCAGAGGCUACAAUCCAGUAUUACUGCUAAGAGACAUUUUUCAUCCACCAAUGUUGUACAUGUAUGAAAAUGGUGUACUGUAUACUUUAACACACCCCAUACUUUGUAUUGGAGAGUACAAUAAUGUAAAUCCUAAAAGCACCACUAUUUUAGCAUAAUAAAAGAAAGUCCAAAGAGCUCCUAUAUAGACUACUCCAGAUAACUUUGCUUCUUUGAUACUUGUAGCUUAUUGUAAUUUUUUUUAAGAAAUUCAAGGUCAUUAUCAUUGUAUUGUACAAAUAAGCGCUUUGAUUAACACAGCUAUAUAGUUUUUUUAAUUUUUAAAAAACCUGUGGAGACAGUGAUCUUGUCUUUAAAAUAUAAUAGUCCUUCAGUAUAAUGUCUUAGAUUAAAGACGUUGCCUUUAAUAUCUGUUGGGAAGGAAAUGUCCAGACUUUUCAAAUCUUUUAUUAUAUGUUUCCUUUUUUGUUUACAUAGGGAACAAUGUUUAUAGUUGUGUGUACAGUGGGGGUCUACAACAAGAAGUGUAUAUUUUCAAACAAUUUUUUAAUGAUUUAACAAUUUUUGUAAAUCAUUUUCAGGCUUCUGCAGCUGUAGAUUCUCACUGUGAAUCCCCUGCUUGCUCAUGCAUAAGUGUAUUUGCAAUACCAAAUAUACAGGUUUAGUAUUUUUGCCUGUUAGUGAUUGUUUCCCAUGUGUAACGUUUUGGUUGAGAUGUUAAAUGGUGGAAGAGUACUGUGGAUGUGAAUGUGGGAAGUAAUUUUAAUCAUGUGUAAUUGGUCACAAGGCCUAAGUUGCAGUAACUAUUGCUGUUUUAUUUAACAAUGCCUUGUUGCUCUGUAUGCAUUAAAGUUUGGGUGUAAAGAUUGUGUGUCUAUCCAACAGGGAGCCACAGUAUUUAAAUUGACCAACCUAAUGUUACAACUACUUUUGAGGUGGCCAAAUGUAAACUAAAAGCCUUAAUUAAAGUGGUGCAAUUUUGUAUAACUUAGCAUCAGUAGUUCAAUAAAUUUGGAUUGCCAUGCAAGGGCUUGCAUUAUAA
Molecule: messenger RNA, 2070 nt
Organism: Bubalus bubalis (water buffalo)
Lineage: Eukaryota; Metazoa; Chordata; Mammalia; Artiodactyla; Bovidae
Gene: RAP1B
Product: RAP1B, member of RAS oncogene family
Exons: 8
Coding region: 241-795 (184 amino acids)
Biological process (GO): Rap protein signal transduction; negative regulation of synaptic vesicle exocytosis; cellular response to cAMP
Cellular component (GO): plasma membrane
Molecular function (GO): GTP binding; GDP binding; GTPase activity
Source: RefSeq, a predicted model, not a curated record